This is a messenger RNA of Melampsora larici-populina 98AG31, 1833 nucleotides long. RefSeq lists its product as uncharacterized. The coding region runs from base 1 to 1833 and encodes 610 amino acids. The record is from RefSeq and is a predicted model, not a curated record. The transcript is spliced from 5 exons. NCBI's taxonomy places the organism in Eukaryota, Fungi, Basidiomycota, Pucciniomycetes, Pucciniales, Melampsoraceae.
AUGCCUACAAACACUCGAUCAACUCGAUCUAACCCAACCUCAAGCCGGUCUACUCGAACAGCUGCCAGCAAAGUACCCAAAGCUCCCGCAAAACAACCCACCAAAACCAGUAAGUCACGUCGUCAAGGUACCAACACACAUGCUCCCUCAAACCCAUCAAACAAUAUCGAUACUCUCGAUGGAACCAACAACGAAGUUACUUUACAAAAUGAUGAUGAUGAGAAUCGUAAUCUUGCCAAUCUCGAAGAAGGUCAACCACCUCGUAAUGAAGAAGAAGCACCGCCAUCGAAACAACCCAAGACUUUCGUCUCGCGCUUUCCCGGAUUGGACCUCGAAACGUUUCAUGAGCAUCUCGAUGAGUGGACUCUGGUGGGACUCCGUGAAGCAAAUUCAAAACAAGCUCCAAAGGGAACUAGGGCAUCAACUGAGAUUAAAGCAUUAGUAAAGAGCAUCCGCUUAAAUUACGAGAAGCAGAUGCUCAUGGCGGCUUUGAUGGGAGGUCUUCAUGAGGUGGUGGUCUGGAACCUUGUGGGUGAAGGAGCUAAAAAGGCUCAUUUCAAUCCCUGGAUUCGAUUCCUAGCUUUUGGGGUUCUGGCUUUGGAAGAAACAUUACCCGAGAAAGGGGACUCAUCUGGAUGGGCCGCUCGGAACCGUAAGGUUGCAAACCUCUGGAAAGGCCUCAACAAUGAUGAGAAAGAUGUAUUUCGAAAUCCGUACUUCUUCGCUUUGGCUAACCUACCCGAUCUAUCUAAUCUACCUGCUACCAUUGACGAUACCGACUUGGAAGAUAACGACAAUCCCACCUUUACUCAUAUCGAUGGCUCAACGGUAGCUCCUCAGGUCCAUCCACUCACCGAAGCUGAGAAAUUAAAGUAUCAGCCUAUUUUCAAGAGACUCGUGGAUGUGGAGAAGCUUCACUUAUGUCACGGAAAGCCUGAACCUACUCAGUCAAUUGCUACACUUCAAAAGAACUCAUUAGCGGCCUUGAAAAAAGCACAUCAUGAUCGUUACCAGAUCACCUACUAUGCCACAGCUGUCAGCUGCGGAGACACCGAGGGUUGGUCUCAGACUUAUUCAAAUAACACAAUGUUUGCAAAAUGGGCCUCAACCGAUAUGAAGAUACCCGGAAAUCUUGCUUCAUACGUCCAUGGGAAAAAAGCUGCCGAAGUAAUUGAAGGCAGCAAGGUACAGCAACCGAGUGAUGAACGUAGAACUAGACUGAGCAGGAUUUUGAAUGAAUUAGUUGAUGCCCAUAUGCCAAAGUGCAUCUUCCCAAAGAAGAAAGACCCCGAGGCCGAAAUUAAGAACAAGGGUUGGCCAAUCCGAAUAAUACAGCGCGAAGGCAGUCUUCUCAAGAAAUCGGAUAUGGAGAAAGGCCAUCGUGAUGCUAGGGACGCAGUAGUCAAGUGCUGGCUGGACGAUAUUGAAAACAAGAGGUUCAUUAUUGAACCAAUCCCAGAAUCCGAACAUUUACAAGACGAUUCCAACGAUGGACCUGCCCCUAAUCAAAAUCAAGCCAAAAAGCGUGAUCAACAACACUCCUCUGGGGUAGAUCAAGGCCAAUCGAAUAAACGCAAAAAACACCGUCAAAAUCCAACUGUGAAGCAAGACCAACAAACUCAAAAAAAAACAAAUGGAAGUAUCAGAAAGAAACUUGAAACUUUGGCUAAAGGUAAAGGUAAUGCGAGUUCUAAACAGCAACAUGGGGUUAAUGAAGAUGAAGACUCUAGUGAGGAUGAAGAAUCUGAUGAAGAUGAAGACUUCAAUAAAGAUGAAGACUUGAAUGAUGAUGAACACUCCAAUGAAGAUGAAGACUCUGAAGACUCAGAUUAG